AUGUCCUCUCGCUACCACCAAGCUGCCAGUGACAGCUACCUGGAACUUCUGAAGGAGGCGACCAGGAGGGAUCUGAACCUCUCUGAUGAGGAUGGCAUGACGCCCACACUCCUGGCCGCCUACCACGGGAACCUGGAAGCCCUGGAGAUCAUCUGCAGCCGAGGAGGGGACCCUGAUAGAUGCGACAUCUGGGGAAACACUCCUCUACAUUACGCAGCCUCCAAUGGUCACGCCCACUGCGUCUCAUUCCUGAUCAACUUUGGUGCCAACAUCUUUGCCUUGGACAAUGAUUUACAGUCUCCACUGGAUGCUGCUGCCAGCAGAGAGCAGAAUGAAUGUGUUGCUCUCCUGGAUAAGGCAGCCACUGCCCAGAACAUCAUGAACCCCAAGAAGGUCACCAGGCUGAAGGAGCAGGCUCAGAAGAAUGCCAGGAGGCAGAUCAAAGACUGUGAGCGGCUCCAGGAGAAGCACCAGAACAAGAUGGCCCGCACCUACAGAAAGGAGGAAGCCGGGACUCUCUCUUCUUCCAAGAGCACUCUUUCUAGGUCAUCCCUUUCAAAUGCGUCUGCUUCCAGCACAUUUGGGUCACUGUCUAAGGGCAUUAAAGGCACCUUCAAGAUACAGUUCAAGAAGAAUAAAGAUACAGCAGAGCAGGGAGGGAAGGGGGGCCGAAACGGGCAGAGGAAUGUGAUGGAAGUGUUCAGCGAGGAGGAAGAAGACACAUUCUCAGGGGAGUCCAGAGAGAAGCUCUCAGCAGAGGACAGCUGUGCGCAACACGAAUCCAUUCUCAGUCGUCCAGGUCUAGGGAAUAUUGUUUUUAAAAGGAACAGAAUAUUGAGUCCUGAAGACAUGUCAGACGACAAGAGAGAGUUGGAGUUUAAAGUGUCCAGUGAAUUGUUUCAGCGACAAGGAGCAGCACAGCCUGAGGAAGCAGAGGCUGAUGAAGAGGGAGAUGGAAACAGCUUGGAAGAGGCCUUGCCUUGGGAUGAGGAUGUGGUGGAGUGGGAGGAAGACGUGGGGGAUGCUACACCCCUGGAAGUGUUCCUGCAGUCCCACCACCUGGAACAAUUCCUUCCGUUUUUCAUGAGAGAGCAGAUUGAUCUAGAAGCUCUGUUGCUUUGCUCCGAUGAGGACCUUCAGAGCAUACAAAUGCAGCUGGGUCCCAGGAAGAAAGUUCUCAAUGCUAUAAACAGAAGGAAGCAAGUGCUCCAGCAGCCUGGCCAACUGGUCGACACCAGCCUGUGA
This is a messenger RNA of Myotis lucifugus (little brown bat), 1245 nucleotides long. It is a transcript of the gene ANKS4B, whose product is annotated as ankyrin repeat and sterile alpha motif domain containing 4B. Gene Ontology annotation, biological process: brush border assembly. Bases 1 to 1245 code for a protein of 414 amino acids. Gene Ontology annotation, molecular function: protein binding. Lineage: Eukaryota; Metazoa; Chordata; Mammalia; Chiroptera; Vespertilionidae. The transcript has 2 exons. The record is from RefSeq and is a predicted model, not a curated record.